Cottoperca gobio is the source of this 2389-nucleotide messenger RNA. RefSeq names its product caspase 3, apoptosis-related cysteine peptidase a (gene casp3a). Gene Ontology annotation, molecular function: cysteine-type endopeptidase activity. Gene Ontology annotation, cellular component: cytoplasm; death-inducing signaling complex. Gene Ontology annotation, biological process: apoptotic process; erythrocyte differentiation; neuron differentiation. The transcript is spliced from 6 exons. The coding region runs from base 148 to 999 and encodes 283 amino acids. NCBI's taxonomy places the organism in Eukaryota, Metazoa, Chordata, Actinopteri, Perciformes, Bovichtidae. The record is from RefSeq and is a predicted model, not a curated record.
ACCCCGCAUGACAUCAGCACCUUUGUUUACUUCCCAUGCGCAGCCCGCUCUCCAUAUUAGCAAUUAGCAUCAGGCGCCUGCUGGGUUUGCUGUUGAUCUAACAGGGAGUUUGAUUUCAUCGUGUGGUUAGUUUUCUGAAUCAGAAGUAUGUCGGUGAAAGGACCUGGACCUGGAGAGGACUCCACAGACGCAAAGAGUGUCGAUGGACAACAGUCCGAGUCGUCUUUGUCUGCGUCUGCCUCCAUGGAUGUGGAUGCCAAGCCCAACGCCCACAGCUUUAGAUACAGUCUGAGUUUCCCCAGCAUCGGCCAGUGCAUCAUCAUCAACAACAAGAACUUUGACAAGAGAACAGGCAUGAAUCAACGAAACGGUACAGAUGUAGAUGCAGCCAACGCGAUGAAAGUGUUUGGGAAGUUGGGUUAUAAAGCGAAGGUUUACAACGACCAGUCAGUCGAGCAGAUGAAGCAGGUUUUAACUUCUGUGUCAAAGGAAGAUCACAGCUGCUACGCCUCAUUCGUCUGCGUGCUGUUGAGUCAUGGCGAUGAGGGCGUGUUCUUUGGUACGGAUGGAUCAGUAGAGCUCAAGUAUCUGACGUCACUUUUUCGAGGCGAUCGCUGCAAAUCACUGGUGGGAAAGCCCAAACUCUUCUUCAUCCAGGCUUGCAGAGGCACUGAUCUGGAUGCAGGCAUUGAAGCAGACAGCCCAGAAGACGGCACUACGAAGAUCCCUGUAGAAGCUGACUUCCUGUAUGCCUUCUCCACAGCCCCAGGCUACUACUCCUGGAGGAACACGAUGACCGGGUCCUGGUUCAUGCAGUCACUUUGUGACAUGAUCAGCAAAUAUGGGAAAGAGCUGGAGCUCCAGCACAUCAUGACGCGAGUAAACCACAAGGUGGCAGUAGAGUUUGAGUCUGUUUCCUAUUCACCAGGUUUUAAUGCAAGGAAACAAAUCCCAUGCAUUGUGUCAAUGCUGACCAAAGAGAUGUAUUUUUCUCCUUGAUGUCGUCUUCACAUCAGAAGCCUUCAUCUGAAGGAAGAUGAGGAUGUGUAUGAGGUUUGUGAAUCAUUUUAGUUUAAACUGUCUGACUCAUCCAAGCUCAGCGUAGAAUGGAUGGGAUGCAAAGUCAUAUUUCACAAGCUUGGCAUUAUGAGGUCAUUUCUGAUAUUUGAGGCAUUAUAUUUGUCCCUGCAGGAAAACUAUUUCUGUAUUCUCUUUUUAAACGUUUAAUCUAAAACGAUGCCGCUGUAAAACGCAUAAUAAUACACAUUGAAAAAUCAUACAUUCUAAGAUGAAAUGUAAUUUGGUCUUGUUCUUCCAAGCUCACAGUUUUCUACCAGUAAAUGCCUCUUUGCUGUUUACACUAUACACAUUUCAGGGGAACCUAUUGGGAGCCAGUUAGAUAGAAGUUUGAACUUCUAUUUGUUUAAUCAUGAAACUAGAGAUGGGCUUACUGCCCUCCAGCGUCAACAUUUCUAUGAGUCAGCAGUUUAUUUGAACUUUAACGUGUCUAAGCAAAGACGGUAGUCUGUUAUGAAGGGAUCAUGUCUCAUUUAUGUGCCUAGUAUUUCUUUUCUUUACAUUCUUUAUUAUUUUCAUCGUUUGAGUCCGUGUGGUGACAUCUGACAUGAAGGCUCCACAAACUAAAAUAAUCAUUCUCUGAAAUAUUCCCUGAUUAUUUGUGUGAAGCCUAAAUGCAUGCUGCACUCAGACGGUACAUUAAAGGAUCAUGUUGUUUAGCAAAUUCAGGAACAUCCAUUAAUCCAUCAUGUGUUGGUUUAAAGCUCAGGAUUUCAUUUUUAACGUUUGUCAUUUUUUAAAUAUGGAUUUCUUUAUUUUUAUGAAUGUGAAUGUCUUUAAAUGAGUCAGUCUCUGGCUUCAUAGCAUGCAUGAGUCAAGCCAGCCCACUUCCACGAUGCUUACAUUUGAGGCACAUUUACAUGCUUGGACACAAGUUUACAUUUCAUGUCGGGCAGUAGUUCAUGUAUUCUUUUUGUGUUUUUGAAGAUAUGCAAAUAGGAUACCUUUCCACUUUGCUUUAAUAGUUAGUCAUUAACUUCUUUAAAAAAGAAAUUCAGUGGACCGUUGUGGAACUGUCAGUCUACUUUCACUCAGCAUUGAGUGAUUUAUAACGGACAACACAAUUAGCUUGUGUUCUGAUCCUGGUGCUGGUCAUUGAGUAAAUCUUUCAAUAUGUACAGCAAGCUAGCUGAAAUCACUUUAGCUGUUUAAAAUAUUUCACAUUUUGACAAUCCAGUUUUUUAUUCCUAUCACUAUAGUACCCUUGGUGCCAGGGAUGUCACUGUUUGGCUUUUCUUUUAUCACUAUUUUAUAAGCAGUGUGAGUUUGGUGUAAUGUUUUUCCUGAAAAAUAAAAACCACUUUUCAUUGUU